GCGGUCAACUCUAAAAACAGCAACAUUACGUAUUUUAAUAUGGCGAAUUGAAAGCAUUUCAAAAUGGGGUUUAGCAAGCAGAAACUUAAGGUGAAUUUAAAGCUGGCCAUUAACCGACUCAAACUUCUGGAAAAGAAAAAGACGGAAUUGGCUCUGAAAGCAAGGAAAGAAAUCGCUGAUUAUAUAAACAAUGGAAAAGAGGAAAGAGCGAGAAUUAGAGUGGAGCAUAUUAUCCGAGAAGACUAUUUAGUUGAAGCAAUGGAGAUGUUAGAAUUGUUCUGUGAUCUUCUGUUGGCCAGAUUUGGUUUAAUUGAGACCCAACAAUUCUGUGAUGAAGGAAUGGUCGAGGCAGUCACAACCUUAAUCUGGGCAGCACCACGGCUUCAGUCAGAUGUUCAGGAGUUACGAGUGAUCUCUGACCAGCUAGGACUGAAAUAUGGCAAAAAGUUUGGACAUGAAGCUGCGAUCAAUGCCAAUAGUACAGUGAAUCAAAGACUCAUCCUGAAACUUGAUCCUAGACCACCACCAAAGACACUAGUGGAAAAUUAUUUGAUAGAGAUUGCUCGCAGUCAUGGUGUACAGUUUGAACCUGAUCCAUCAGUGCUAGGAGAAGCUCAGAUACCUCCUGAUGACAACAUCAAGCCAAGGCCACCUAGUGGAGGAGGUUCUAGCGGUGGAGGAGGUCACAUUGGAUUUGAGGGCUAUGGAGCAGGCUUUAAUGGGCCUAGUAUUCCACCCAUGACAGGAGGUAACAUGGGAUAUGCAGCAUACCCUCCACCAACACAUGGAAAUGUCCCACCCUACCCCUCUGGUCCACCAGAUGUACCACCCAGUUAUCCCUCAGAAAAAAAGCUACCUCCCUACCCUGGGGGCCCUUUUAACAACCACAAUGCUGCCCCCUCUCCACCAGCUCCUCAUCAGCCUCCUGCUCCCAGUGCACCACGCCCUUCAUCAGGCCCCAGUUUCCCAGACCUUCCUGCAGUACCUACAGAUUUACCAAACUUGCCUGACAGUAUUCCAGGGGGGAACAGUGCUGGUGGUGAAGAUGUAGACUUUGAUGAUCUUACUAGGAGAUUCGAAGAUCUUAAGAAGAAGAAGUAGACUUUGCAAAAAUUUUUGUUCAUGAAUGUUGUGAAAUGUAAUCAAGCUCAUGCUGUCUUUAAAUACAAUUUUGUGGUCACUGGUAAA
Pocillopora verrucosa is the source of this 1188-nucleotide messenger RNA. RefSeq names its product IST1 homolog. NCBI's taxonomy places the organism in Eukaryota, Metazoa, Cnidaria, Anthozoa, Scleractinia, Pocilloporidae. The record is from RefSeq and is a predicted model, not a curated record. Gene Ontology annotation, biological process: protein transport.